CUCUUUUUUAUUUUUUUCUCUUUCUUUUUUCUCUUCUCACUCACCAAACGAACUCGUUUGCUUAUCACACCUUAUUACCAUGGAAAAGUUUAGAGAGAAAAUGACCACCUUGCGUGCCGAAGCUGAGGCCGCCACCAAGCGUGUGGAAGAGUUGGAUAUCAAAGUGACUCAGCUCCAGGAAGAACAUGAUGCUAAAGACAACGAGAUUGCCGAUCUUCAAGAACGAGCAAAGUUAUUGGAAGAGCAACUUGAAAAAGCCGAAGCCGAUCUCAAAGAAGCUAGCGCAAAUUACCGUGAGGCCGACUUGCGUUUUGAACAACUUGACAAGAAGACCGUCAAGCUUCAACAAGAGGUAGCCACGUGGGAUAAGAAGAAUGCAGAGUUGGAAACCAAGUACGAGGCUGCCAAGGCGGAGAUGGAGGAAUUUGAACAACAGCUCGAAGGUGUUUAAAGGACUUUUCAACAAGAGAAGUUUAAUUUCACUGUCGGAAAAAGAAACCACAAACAUACAAAGGCAAAAUACACAUGUCAGCAUCUUUCCAACGUCCCC
Molecule: messenger RNA, 550 nt
Organism: Radiomyces spectabilis
Lineage: Eukaryota; Fungi; Mucoromycota; Mucoromycetes; Mucorales; Radiomycetaceae
Exons: 3
Coding region: 80-451 (123 amino acids)
Source: RefSeq, a predicted model, not a curated record